AUGAAAACUCAUGAAGAAAUCAAUAUAUCAAAAAAGGUGCAAGAAGGGGAUAUAAAUCUACUAUUCGCUCAUCCAGAGGCAAUACUUUCCGAGCAAGGCAGAAAUUUAUUAAAGUCAACUGUGUAUCAAGAUAAUGUUGUUGGAAUUGUUAUUGACGAAGCCCAUUGUGUAGAAUUUUGGGGAGAAGAAUUUAGAAAAGAUUUUAAAGAACUUUCCACAGUGCGCACUUAUUUUCCAAAAGCAUCUAUGUUAGCCCUUACUGCAACUGCCUCACCUCAUCAUAUAACAAGUUUAGUGAAGUCAUUGAAUAUGUCAACAGCAAAAGUUAUCAGAGUAAAUCCCAACCGCAAAAACAUACUUCUUGACAAAAAGAUCCGCAAAAGUAAUGUUUCUGGAUUCGAAAGCUAUGACAAUAUAUUGUUACCUAUAGCAAAUUCAUUAAAUUCAGUAAGAGAACAAUUUCCAAUGACAAUCAUUUAUAUGAAAUUAAAAUAUUGUGGUCUUGCCUUUAAUCUAUUUGAAAGAAUUUUAAGCACAUUUCAAUACGUGGGAUUUGAAAAAACACCAUCUAGUCAAAAUGUUUACCACAUUACCCCACCCAGCAAUCUUGAAGCUUAUGUUCAAGAAAUAGGACGAGCUGGCAGAAGUAAGCAACCUGCAACAGCUAUUUUGUUUUACAAUAAUUCCGAUGUUUCGGCAAAUAAAACAAAUGUGGAUAAAAAUAUGAAAUUGUACUGCCAGACAUCAACUUGCCUAAGGGAGCAUAUUCAAAAACAUUUUGGUUUCAAGCACGAACUUCAAGAAAAAUGUUGUUCAAUCUGUGAAAAAGUGGAAUUGGUAGAAAAACCAACCACUGUAAGAACUCGUUUAACAGCAAAAUUAAGAAAUGAAUGA
Hydractinia symbiolongicarpus is the source of this 894-nucleotide messenger RNA. RefSeq lists its product as uncharacterized. The record is from RefSeq and is a predicted model, not a curated record. Gene Ontology annotation, biological process: telomere maintenance; double-strand break repair via homologous recombination. Gene Ontology annotation, molecular function: 3'-5' DNA helicase activity; ATP binding; nucleic acid binding. Bases 1 to 894 code for a protein of 297 amino acids. NCBI's taxonomy places the organism in Eukaryota, Metazoa, Cnidaria, Hydrozoa, Anthoathecata, Hydractiniidae. Gene Ontology annotation, cellular component: nucleus; nucleoplasm; cytoplasm. The transcript is spliced from 3 exons.